Messenger RNA from Medioppia subpectinata, 654 nucleotides. The record is from the annotation of a GenBank genome assembly. Lineage: Eukaryota; Metazoa; Arthropoda; Arachnida; Sarcoptiformes; Oppiidae.
AUGAACUCCCCAGAAAAUAUUAUUCCAAUCCUACAAGGGUAUGCUGAUAGCCCAAUUCCAAUAAUUCGAGAUUCUGUGAUACUGGCUAUUGAUAAGAUAAAGGAAACCUGUCAACUCAACGAUCUAAAUGGUUUUGAAACUAAACAGAAUAGUUCCGAAAAUAUCCCAUUCAGUAAAUUUGGUAGCAGAGAUCCAGCUUAUCCAAUGAAAGGAACUAUUGAACAAACUAGGGAUAAAUUUGUUAAUGGGAAUAUCUGCGAAAAAUACAAGGCGAUGUUCUACCUGAGAGACUUGAAUAGCAAGGAAUCGGUAGAUAUUUUAGGGGGUGAGUUGAUCAAAAAGGUUGUGGGAACAUCACAAAAGGUUGAUGGGCAUAAUGCCAACUUCAUCAUCAGAGAUAAUUCCAUCGGUGAAUUACUUCGACAUGAAAUAGCCUAUGUAUUUGGCCAAAUGGAGAAUGAGCAUUCAGUGAAAUAUUUAAAAGCUGUGCUGGAAGAUGAUUCAGAGGCAGAUGUUGUUAGACAUGAGGCAGCUGAAGCAUUAGGAAAUAUAGGAAAUGACGAAUGUGUAAACAUUUUGAAGAAAGAAAGUUGUGAGGUUGGGUUAAAGAUAGCUGAAUUGGACGAGGAUCAAUACUUUGAGAUUAAUCAGUAA